AUGACAAAGCACGAGCGAUUCACUACUAGCCCAUUCGACGAGGUAGCGCUCACUAUGGGCGACUGGUCCCAACUCGAGGCACUGGCGCAAGCCUUCGUGUCCGAUAAUCUGCGGCAAUAUCUAAGACACUCGGCCGUGGGACUCGACAAGGUGGACGAUCGCCGUUGGAAGGUGGUCAAGGCCAAGGAAGCUCUACGCGUCUACGCGGAACGAUCGCAGAAUGACGAUACCGAGUAUUUUGUCUGCGAGCUGCCGGUCAUGUUCAGUGCCGGCACAUUGGUCGGAAACCUCGAAGACGUCAUGUUCGGUGUCGUGAACCCGUCACUUGAGCUCAUGCGUAUCAAAUCUUCAUACGUCGACGACGUCAGCGGCGCCGCGGUGCUGGCGUCCAUUGUAGAGCCUUCAAUGGACGACCCGUUCUGCUCGCUCGUCAUCAAGUGGAUGGAGACGGAUCUACCAUUACACAAGUCGGGCCUUGUUAAGAACAGAGACUACGUCUACAUGGAGGCCACGGGUAUGGUACAACUUGGGCAGAGAGGAGACCGUAUCGGUUAUCACCUCAUGCACUCGGUGCAUUUCCCCCAAACAAUCGACCGGCCACACAAAGUACGUGGCCGGCUGUCAAUAUGUAGCUUUUUCCGGCAAACCAGUCCCGACACGGUAGAGCACUACUCUUCCGGCACAAUCGACGCUGGAGGUGCUAUCCCACGUUCGAUCUUGAUGCGAAACACUGCCGCUCAAAUGUUGGCGCCACUGCGCUACGCGUAUUGCGGCCAGAUGAAGAAACUCACGUGGAUGUUGCAGCAAAAGAGAGAGGAACGUCGACUAGGAACCGACUCGGUCAAACUGCCGACACCCCGGCACGUAUGUGUGACCUGCCGAUCGAAGGCCGGCGGCCUGUUCAGCACCAAGUGCCGCAUCUGUCUGGGUGACCUUUGCAUGCCGUGUUCUAUUAAGAAGCGCCUGAGUUUUCUAUCGUCGAGCAGUGCGCUCGUGCGUCAUAAGGUGUCGGUGUGUGCCUCCUGUAUGCUGGAGGGGCUACACGCCAGCGCGUCCAGGGCAGCGCGUGACCAACUCUUCGGGCCGUCCACUUAUAGCGUGUUCUCUACAUGCUCCGUGUCGGAAACGAGCUCCGACCUCUCGUCAUCCCCGACGGUGUUGGGCCGUAGUUGGCUUAACAAGACGACAGUAUAG
Messenger RNA from Phytophthora infestans T30-4, 1194 nucleotides. RefSeq lists its product as uncharacterized. The coding region runs from base 1 to 1194 and encodes 397 amino acids. Lineage: Eukaryota; Oomycota; Peronosporomycetes; Peronosporales; Peronosporaceae. The transcript has 2 exons. The record is from RefSeq and is a predicted model, not a curated record.